Ambispora gerdemannii is the source of this 681-nucleotide messenger RNA. Lineage: Eukaryota; Fungi; Glomeromycota; Glomeromycetes; Archaeosporales; Ambisporaceae. The record is from the annotation of a GenBank genome assembly.
AUGACGCUUCAACUAUUCUUUCGCAUCGCGACAUCGCCACCAACGCCUCUCUACCGUAACUCGUUUGCGCGUUCCAGCAUCCCUAGACCAUCGACGUAUGGUAACUCGUUUGAUCCUUACGCGGCGAAUGAAAGAGCUGGUUUGAUUGACAGCUCAGACCAUGUCAUUGAAUUAUCAAUAUUGCCGCCUAAAUGGUAUAUUAUUAGACGAAUUGCUGAUGAAAGUCGACUUUCAUCGAUAGCUUCACAAGAGCAAUCUAUGAGCAAAAAUAUUCAGACUCGAUUAGCCAUGAAAUUACAAGAUUUAUCUUCGAAUUUCCGGAAGCAACAAUCUUCUUAUAUGAAAAAAUUAAAAGUACGAGAAUCAAGAAGCUCUCCCUUAUUUUCACUGGAUAGUAGAACGUCCUCGGAUAAUACAAGUGAUGAUUUAGAAUUGGGUUUUACAUUAGAGCAACGAGAACUAGUAGAUUCAACAGAAGUAAAUAUCACACAGCGAGAACAAGAGAUAAAUGAAAUCGCGAAAUCGAUUCAAGAGUUAGCCGAUAUUUUUCGCGAGCUGCAGACUUUUGUGAUCGAUCAGGGAACAAUGUUGGAUCGGAUUGAUUUUAAUGUGGAGCAAAUGUCUGUGAAUGUCAAAUCCGCUGUUCGGUUCGAAAUACCAAAAGAAAACGAGAAAUCGUAA